Staurois parvus is the source of this 381-nucleotide messenger RNA. Lineage: Eukaryota; Metazoa; Chordata; Amphibia; Anura; Ranidae. The record is from the annotation of a GenBank genome assembly.
UCUGGUCAUCUCCUGUACUGUGUCCGCAGUCUCUGGUCAUCUCCUGUACUAUGUCUGCAGUCUCUGGUCAUCUCCUGUACUGUGUCCGCAGUCUCUGGUCAUCUCCUGUACUAUGUCUGCAGUCUCUGGUCAUCUCCUGUACUGUGUCCGCAGUCUCUGGUCAUCUCCUGUACUGUGUCCGCAGUCUCUGGUCAUCUCCUGUACUGUGUCCGCAGUCUCUGGUCAUCUCCUGUACUGUGUCCGCAGUCUCUGGUCAUCUCUUGUAUAUGUCCGCAGUCUCUGGUCAUCUCCUGUAGUAUGUCCGCAGUCUCUGGUCAUCUCCUGUACUAUGUCUGCAGUCCAUUGGUUCAGAAUAUUUUUUUUCUUGUUUUUUGCCUCUAA